AUGACGAGAUGGGAGCAGAGCACGACGAGAGACUCGUGCAGCCCUGGCACAGAAGGGCGCCCUGGCACAGAAGGGCACCGUGGCACAGAAGGGCACCCUGGCACAGAAGGGCACCCUGGCACAGAAGGGCGCCCUGGCACAGAAGGGCACCGUGGCACAGAAGGGCGCCCUGGCACAGAAGGGCGCCCUGGCACAGAAGGGCGCCCUGGCAGGACGGCAGCACGGCCUGACGGCCGACACGCGGUGUCGGUGCGAUGCAGCUGCUUCCGAGGGAUGGCGACACUGCAGAAUGAAGUUGAACCCAAACACAUUCUGCAGCCCAAUGAACGACACAACUAG
This is a messenger RNA of Merops nubicus (carmine bee-eater), 339 nucleotides long. Its product is annotated as complement C1q tumor necrosis factor-related protein 5-like. The record is from RefSeq and is a predicted model, not a curated record. The transcript has a single exon. The coding region runs from base 1 to 339 and encodes 112 amino acids. Lineage: Eukaryota; Metazoa; Chordata; Aves; Coraciiformes; Meropidae.